This is a messenger RNA of Helianthus annuus (common sunflower), 1616 nucleotides long. RefSeq names its product putative lipoate-protein ligase A. The transcript is spliced from 6 exons. The coding region runs from base 675 to 1454 and encodes 259 amino acids. The record is from RefSeq and is a predicted model, not a curated record. Gene Ontology annotation, biological process: protein modification process. Gene Ontology annotation, cellular component: mitochondrion. NCBI's taxonomy places the organism in Eukaryota, Viridiplantae, Streptophyta, Magnoliopsida, Asterales, Asteraceae.
GGGAUUAAAAGGUCGUGAUCACUACUGGGCCAGCCUAGUGUAUUUAUUUUAAUAUACAAUAUAUAUCGGUUCCAUAAGGUCCAAGUCGGUUCCUUGAUAUAAAGAAUCGGAACCGACCCGAACCCGAUUUGAUAUGCAAAACAAGAACCAAACUAAAUACCUAAAUGUUAGGGUCGGGUCGGUUUCGAUUUAUUUUAUGGUCGGCUAUCGGUUCUUUUCGGUCCGGAUCCAAAAAUGCUCACCCCUAAUAAUGUUUGACAGUGGAUUGGAUCUGAAUCCUCUGGUGUGGUGACCAAAAUCCACCAACUGACCCACCCAUGACGCAUCUAUCCAUUUAUCGUUUCAUAAACCCUAAUCUAAUUUCUGAUUCCGUUUUCCUGUUCAUCUCCAACAAAUCAUCUGAGAUCAAAGCUUAACCACAUAACAUAAAACUCUGUUUCGAUCUCACGAAAACCCCUCGAAAUCAAGCAUAAAAACCUCUGGAUCCAUUUCGAUUCACACCAGAUCCAACCAGCUCCGCAAUCUUGCACCGUUCAACCGGAGUUCGACAUAACUGCUCGGUCCAGAAACUAGUUCUCUCAAGCACCGGACGAAUUUCCUGGAAAUGAUUGUUACAAUCUCACAUUAACAAAAACCGAAAGAAAGAAAAAAACAGUUCAUGAAAAACUGCUUUAAUGGCUACACGACACGUUGCACAAGCAGGACGUCCGCUAAUGAAUAUCGUUAGAAUGAAGGGGGUGCCCAUCCUACAGCAGUUGGAGAUUGAAGAAUGCCUUUUGCGGACCUCAUCAGACAAUUGGUGCAUCAUAAAUGACGGGGCAGAUAGACCCAACAUCGUCAUGGGCAUUUCUGGGAAACCUGCUGAACUUGUUGAAAUUAAACCUGUUCUAGAAGAUAAUAUUCCCGUCAUACGAAGGUUUACUGGUGGCGGGACCGUAAUAGUUGAUCAUGGGACAAUAUUUGUUUCAUUCAUAUGUAACAAGGAUGAUGUUGCCGAUGUACAACCGUAUCCUCGACCCAUCAUGUCUUGGAGCAGCCUAUUAUACAGUCAGGUUUUCGAAGGAAUUGCUGAUUUCAGGCUUCGUGAGAAUGACUAUGUGUUUGGCCUUCGCAAGUUUGGUGGGAACGCACAAUCGAUUACUAAAAAUCGGUGGAUUCAUCAUACAUCUUUUUUGUGGGAUUAUGAGACUCGUAACAUGUCCUACCUCAAGCUUCCUAAACGGGCUCCUGAAUAUCGACUGGCUAGGGAUCAUCUUGAUUUCGUUUGCCCUAUGAAGGACUACAUUUCAAGGUCAGAUUUCAUUAGUAGAACCAUUGGUGCAGCAGGAAGACUAUUUUCAGUCGAGUCAACUGAGUUUGAAGCGGUCAAAUCUUCAUCAAAUGUGAAUUUUACUCCCACCUCGAGAUUACUAACUAACCAGGAAUUAGAGGCUGCCAAUAUGAUCGCCAUAUGAUUCUUUUUUGUCAAUUUUUUUAAGCCACGAGUCGUGGAUUUGCAGAUUAUUAUUUAUCAUUCAUUGAUCAUCUGAUCUUCAUGAUAUCUUAUUGGUUGGGUUUCUUGUCAUCAACUCUAAAUCUUUAUAAACAUUUGUGCAAUACAUGGUUGAGAUUAGGCA